Cladocopium goreaui is the source of this 928-nucleotide messenger RNA. The record is from the annotation of a GenBank genome assembly. NCBI's taxonomy places the organism in Eukaryota, Dinophyceae, Suessiales, Symbiodiniaceae.
GCCAAAACGUUUCUUCUCAAGCCAGCUGCAAGCGGUUGGCAAAUGCGUUGGAAAUCCAGAAAGUUGCGUUUUGCAGGAGGCAGAAGUGGAGCGUGUCAGAACUGUGCAAACGCAGCGUUCCGCUGCUGGUACCACUGCAACCACCGUCACCACAUCGUAUCCUGCGCAACAGAUCACAGAAGAUCCGAUGCAGGGUAAACAAUGGCUGAGAAGACAAAAAGCACAAGACCUUCGCGAGGAGGCUCCAAAACGCUUCUUGGUGGACAAUCGCAUGUUGAACGCCGCGACAGAUGGGAUCGGCUACCGAUUCUCCAAAGAUCUUGAGGACCUUGACCUCAGCUGCACAGCCCCCUGGGGUUCUAUCGUCGAGGGUGUUGAUGAGGGCAGUUGGAUCCGUGUGUCGGAUGAGUUGUAUUUGCCCAAAGAGCUUGGCGGUGUCCCUGUCUUGACAUUGGAGGACACACCUUUUGCUUUGUCUGGUCUCCAGGUCAACGAGGCUUUCCCCAUUGGCAGCGAGCUCAUUGUCUUAGAGGCGGCAAUAAUGAGAGCAGCUGAGGAGCUGCGAAGUGCAGCUUUGGCUCAACUGGAGAAGGACCGCCGACUUCAAGUGCUUGGCUACGGAACAGGCAUCCGAAGCCGGCGCCUCUAUGUACAAGACCCCAUGUCUGGACAAGAUGGGUGGAUCAGCUUCGCUUCCCAGAACGGCAAGCUGCUAGUGGCCCCAACUGAAGCCACUGCUGAUGAAGUUCAGAAGGUGGCGACAAUGGCGACGAGAGUGGCGAUGCCCAUGGAGCAAUUUCAGGAGGAGCAAAUGCAGCAACCAGAGGUGGAACAGGCUUACUUCGUGGACAACAGGGAGUUCAAGGCCGACUCUGACGGCAUCGGCUACCGCGCCUCGCAAGACUUGGACGACAAGGCCAGAGCCUGA